AUAUAUAUAUAUAUAUAUAUAUACACUUUGUAUAUAUUGACAUCCUUAGUCUCCUUCUCUUUCUUCUCCUUUUCCAUAGUUCUUGUGAUACCACUUGUUUUUUUUUCUCCUUCACACACUCUCUCUUCUAUUAGUUUCUGGCCAUUGUCACAGCCUCUUUUCAAAAGCAUAUGCUAAAAGUGACAUCACCUAUUGAUACAACAUUAACUUUCUUCACCAAAUACAAUCUAACAAUACAAUGUCUUCAUCACCAAUGACACCCUACCAAUUCCUUCAAUCCCCGACAAAUCCAGCCUCAUUUUAUCCUACUACUACUUCUUCUUCUUCCUCUUCCUCUUCCUCUUCUUCUUCUUCUUCUUCUUCUUCUUCUUCUUCUUCACUGACUUUACGAACGGGUGGAUGUCCUCAUGUACAAAUCAUCAAAUCCAAUUCUGCAGAAGAUGGUUCAUUAUUAUCCAAUUAUCAUGCUUUGGUCAAAUAUGCUUUGAAUUGGACAAAAUCAUCAAAUAAAUUGGCAAAUGAUAAAAAGAAACGACACAGGAACGAGUUACCAUUACCUCAAUGUACUGUAUGUUCUGAUUCUUUAGCAAGACUUCAUGUAUGUCUUCAUUGUGUUUAUAUGGGAUGUUGGAAAAAAGGUCAUAUGCGACAUCAUUUGAAAACAAAGAAACAUAAUUUUGCUAUGGAUUUUUCAAGAUGUAUGCUUUAUUGUGGAGAAUGUCAAGAUUAUAUUUAUGAUGCUGAACUUAUGGAUCGAGUUGUUCGAUUAGAAACCUUGAAAAGUGAUCUUGGAACUCGACGAUUUCGAAUACGAUGGAAACAAGGAAGACGAUGGAUGCCUUAUCAAGAAGAAGUAGAUACAAUUGUACGUCAUUCUACUUUAGUAUCCUGUCAAGGUAUUCGUGGAUUAUGCAAUAUGGGAAAUACUUGUUUUAUGAACGUCAUUCUUCAGAGUUUCAUCCAUAAUCCUCUAUUGAAAGCCUAUUUCCUUAGCGAUCAACAUAAUCCGAAACAAUGUACAACAAAAUAUUGUCUAUGCUGUGAAAUGGACCGACUUUUUGCCGAGGUAUAUUCUCCAAGAAAAGAACCUUAUGGACCAUGUCAUUUCCUUCAAGCCAUGUGGAUGUCACUUCGUGAAUUGGCUGGUUAUGCUCAACAAGAUGCUCAUGAAUUCUUUAUUAGUGCACUCAAUCAUAUUCAUGCUGGUUGUAAAGAUAAUUCCAUGGUAGAUUGUAAAUGUAUUGUACACAAAACAUUUGCUGGUGCUUUACAAUCUAAUGUCACCUGCUCACGAUGUGGGAAUGUCACUACAACUCAUGAUCCAAUGUUAGAUAUCAGUUUAGGACUACGCCCCAUGGAAAAAAAGAAAAAAUCAGCAUCAAUAUCAUCACCUAAACAACAACAGCAUCAAAAUGGAACAACCAUAGGUGGUAAUGAUUCUGUUGUGCAUGAUCUUUUUGCCAAUUCAAUGUCUCAAGUAUCAUCAAGUCAUCAUAUGAAUGGUUCUACAGGUUUCAACUCCAACCCUACGAAUUCAACUACGGUGGUAUCCAAUGAUAAUAAUACUACUUUAACAACAUUACGUCGAUCACGUCAAGGGAAUACCUUAGUAGAUUGUUUGGAUCGAUAUACUCAACCGGAAAAGUUAGGAAGGAAUGAUUAUAUAUGCAGCAAUUGUGGUACCUUUCAAGAAGCUACCAAGCAACUUUCUAUUGAACGAUUACCUUCUGUUCUUAGUUUUCAAUUGAAGCGUUUUGAACAUGGAGUUUCUGCAACCAAGAUUGAAACAAAGAUCAAAUUUCCUGUAGAAUUAGAUAUGACUCCUUAUACAACCAAAGGAAAAAAGAAAUUCAAGGAUCAGAAUUAUACAUCAAAUCCAUCAAAUCUAUAUACUCUAUUCGCUGUUGUCAAUCAUCAAGGCCGUAUGGAUACUGGACAUUAUACCAUGUUUGCUCGCCAUAGGGAAGAAUGGUUCAAAUUCGAUGAUCAUCAUGUUACCGUGGCAUAUCAACGAGAUGUUUUGGAAAGCAAAGCUUAUAUGUGUUUUUAUGUCAAGAAGAUAUUAGACUAUGAAGAAUGAUUUUUGUUUAGUUUUUUUUUUUUUUUACCUCCAUUUUGAUACUUACAUACAUA
Molecule: messenger RNA, 2133 nt
Organism: Halteromyces radiatus
Lineage: Eukaryota; Fungi; Mucoromycota; Mucoromycetes; Mucorales; Cunninghamellaceae
Exons: 10
Coding region: 239-2080 (613 amino acids)
Biological process (GO): protein deubiquitination
Molecular function (GO): cysteine-type deubiquitinase activity; zinc ion binding
Source: RefSeq, a predicted model, not a curated record